GUUUGGUUUGCAAAUAGCACAUAAACAAUUUACAAUCGGUGAAAAUCCAAAUCCAGACGCGUUAAAGGCUUUCAAACUCGCUUUCCCUGUAUAUCAGAAACCCUAGAGGGACUUUUUGUUGACAAUUCAGUUGCGUUUAGCUUAGAAGACAGGGAAACAAAAGCAGGAGCUGCUAGCAAUGAAGAGAAAGGCAAAACACAUAGAAGAAGAAGAGAGCAUGAAGUGCAACAAUAACAAUGGUGGAGUGGCAUGGUCAAGAGGGCCACUUAUUGGCAGAGGAGGGUUUGGAUCAGUUUAUUUAGCAAGUUUAAAGAACCCCAAAUCAAGAAACGGCUAUUAUCCUCCAGUUAUGGCUGUCAAGUCCGCAGAGGUCUCUGCUUCUUGCUCACUUCAAAAGGAGAAAGAGGUAUUUAACUGUCUCAAUGGAUGCCCUUUCAUCAUCAAGUGUUUUGGUGAAGAAACUACUAGUAAUAAAGAUGGCGAGAUGUUUUAUAAUGUGUUGUUAGAGUAUGCAUCAGGAGGGAACUUAGCUUGUCUUAUCAAGAAAUCCGAUGGUGUUGGUUUGCCUGAAUUGGAUGUGAAAAGACACACAAGGUCUAUUCUUGAAGGGAUUUGUUAUAUUCAUAGUCGUGGUUAUGUGCAUUGUGACCUCAAGCCUGAGAAUAUACUGCUUGUUUCCAAUAGUGCGAAGGCAGGUGAAUUUGUGGCAAAGGUUGGGGAUUUUGGGUUGGCGAAGAAAUCAGAGAAGAGGAACAAGAAAAUGAAAAUUGACCCUUAUUUAAGAGGGACUGCUUUGUACAUGGCUCCAGAGACCGUGGCUAAUCAUGUUCAAGAGCCUCCUUGCGACAUUUGGGCUCUUGGUUGUGUCGUUCUUGAGAUGCUUACCGGGAAGCCAGCUUGGGAUUUGAAACCUCAUGUUACUACUGAAGAACUUCUGAGGAAGAUUGGUGAUGGAUAUGAAUUGCCUAAAAUUCCUUCUCAGAUUUCGAAGGACGCUAAGGAUUUCUUGAAAAGGUGUUUUGUGGCCAACCCAAUGUUCAGGUUUACUGCUGAGAUGUUGCUGGAUGAACCUUUUGUGUCAGGAGUGGAUUUAGAUGGCGUUGAAUUUGUGGAGACUUUGGAUGCUGAAAGUGUGGAAUGGACUGUCACAUUAUGCGGGACAGAUGAUGAAUUUAGUGAUCCCUCAGUUUAUGAAGAGUGGAGCUUCACAUCAGAUGAGGGUUCAUGUUUCUCUCCUUGGUCUGAUGAUGAAGAGGGCAUUACCAGUGAUGUUGAUGCAAUGAAGCAUGCAUCAAGGGUUGAAGCAAACGCAGUGCAGUAUCCAGCAACCUGCACUAUUACUACUGGUGCAUAAAAGUGAAUUAAUUGCAGACUUUUCAGUCAAACAUGUCUAGGUUGACAUUCUUUGUUGAGAAUUCUUUCAUUUUUUCUGCAUAUUGCAGUAGAUCACAAGAUAAUUUUGUUCUUGUAAUCAAUGAUUCAUUGAUUUUAGUCAGCAACAUGGAUAGAAGAACAGUGUUUGUUAUUGAUUGAUAUCUUUCUUUAUUGAGUAUUAUUUUUAA
Molecule: messenger RNA, 1562 nt
Organism: Populus euphratica (Euphrates poplar)
Lineage: Eukaryota; Viridiplantae; Streptophyta; Magnoliopsida; Malpighiales; Salicaceae
Product: protein kinase byr2-like
Exons: 1
Coding region: 179-1354 (391 amino acids)
Biological process (GO): signal transduction; protein phosphorylation
Molecular function (GO): protein kinase activity; ATP binding
Source: RefSeq, a predicted model, not a curated record